AUGUAUCACGCUGAGCCAUCUCAAACCCAAAAUUAUAUGAGUCAGGAGUCUAUCAUUCUAAUGUCACCACCUCCCGUAACACAAAACGAGCCAUUUCUCCCAAACGAAGAGGUUGGAGACGACAGCGAUGCUGAGGAAAUUUGGUUCGUAAAUGCUCAAAAUCUUUUUAGUGGCGAUAAUGGAGAUUUGGAGGAUGAAAUGGAUGCUGGGAAACAACAGGUUCCUAUGGAUCUGUAUAAUCCAUCACUUCACAUGAGAAAUGUCAGCUUAGAUGAGGAAGAUAAUGGUUCAAUAUUUGAAACACCACUGCCAAUGCAAAUUGAAGGUGGUUUUUUUGGAAUGAAAUUCGCAAAUAAAGAGAAGUGUGUGUUUGCUAUCCCUCAAUACCACAUCAAACACUCUCUUGAUUAUGAAGUUUAUAAGUCUGAUUCUAAAAGAUAUAGAGUCAAGUGUAAGAAUGAAGAUUGCACGUUCAGAUGUAGAGGUACUUUGGGGGAAAAAAGUGGUACGUGGAUGAUCACAAAGGUAAGUGGACAACACACAUGCACUUUGGUUGCAAUUACUCAGGACCAUCGAAAACUGAACUCAAACAUCAUCAGUGACAGCAUCAAACGUCUCAUACAAGAGGAUGCCUCGUUGAAGGUUAAACACAUUAUUGCCCAUAUUUGUGAGAAAUUCAACUACACGAUUUCUUACAAAAAAGCAUGGAUUGCGAAGAACAAGGCAAUAGCAUCUACCUAUGGUGUCGUAAUCGAUCUAGAGACCCUACCGGCAUUAUCAGAUGACGGGACACAAAUUGAUGGUUGUAGAAUUUUCCAUUGUCUAUUUUGGGCCUUCCAGCCAAGUAUCAAGGGAUUCACUUACUGCAAACCCGUUGUUCAGGUGGAUGGGACGUGGUUGUAUGGAAAAUACAAGGGAACCCUGUUACUAGUUGUUGCACAAGAUGGAAACAGGAACAUCUUUCCAAUAGCUUUUGCAUUGGUUGAGGGUGAGACGGGUGAUGCAUGGAGUUUUUUCCUAAGGAAUCUAAGAGUGCAUGUUACGCCGCAACCCAACAUCUGUCUAAUAUCAGACAGACAUGUGUCCAUUAAAACCGCAUAUGAUAACCCAGAAAAUGGCUGGCAAUACCCACCGUCUAUGCAUGUCUAUUGCAUUAGACAUAUAGCCCAGAACUUCAUGUGA
This is a messenger RNA of Vicia villosa (hairy vetch), 1182 nucleotides long. RefSeq lists its product as uncharacterized. The record is from RefSeq and is a predicted model, not a curated record. The coding region runs from base 1 to 1182 and encodes 393 amino acids. NCBI's taxonomy places the organism in Eukaryota, Viridiplantae, Streptophyta, Magnoliopsida, Fabales, Fabaceae. The transcript has 2 exons.